CGCCCACACUAAAGAAAAUGUCACCCUGGAGCACGUACAGCACACAACGGGGGGGGGACGGGCCCGAAGCUGCAAGCUUUUGCACCUCACCUGUACAUGGCGUCUUGCAUUACCUCACCGGGGGGGAAGGUGGUACCCCGUAUCUUCGCGUCCUCCUCUCGCCUUGUGUGUCUCUUGUCUUUUUGCCGUACUCUGCUAUUGUAAGUGUUGUUCUUGGCCGGCGAAUACUCGUGCUUCCCCGGAGAAGUCGCACAUUUUUUAGUCCAUUACUGGGAGCUGGCUAUUAUUCCAAGCGUGUGCAUCCUCUUCUCGUGGCUGUUGCUGAUGCUGGGGUGCCCCAAAUGCACCCAUCGUCGCGCUGGUUGCCAUCCUGAUGCUCUGGCGAUACUUCCGCUGGACUUCCAGCGGGGUGACAACGGCGAUGGGAUGCUUUUUCUCUCGUAUCUGUGCUGGUUUUCUUCAAAUGGCGACACCCACAUUUUCUGGUGCUGCACCACCACACAUCUCAUUAGCGGGUAUGGCCUUGUUGCCCAAUGAGCUCCCUGCAAUGGGUAGGCACCUUUUCCUCCCGCCUGAGUGGCUUCCGCUUACCGCGACCUGGGGGGGAAAAAGAGGGAAAAAGAACACGACACACCUGAGCACGAACAACAGCGACCGGGGGAUAGGCACUGCACUGCCCCUCUGGCCCCUCUCUCUGCCCCGUUCCUUUUCCCGCGUUGUCCUCCUCGUCAGCUCUUAGCCCAUCUUACUGACUG
Molecule: messenger RNA, 755 nt
Organism: Colletotrichum navitas
Lineage: Eukaryota; Fungi; Ascomycota; Sordariomycetes; Glomerellales; Glomerellaceae
Exons: 1
Coding region: 374-739 (121 amino acids)
Source: RefSeq, a predicted model, not a curated record